Molecule: messenger RNA, 1643 nt
Organism: Fragaria vesca subsp. vesca
Lineage: Eukaryota; Viridiplantae; Streptophyta; Magnoliopsida; Rosales; Rosaceae
Product: arogenate dehydratase/prephenate dehydratase 6, chloroplastic-like
Exons: 1
Coding region: 79-1335 (418 amino acids)
Biological process (GO): L-phenylalanine biosynthetic process
Cellular component (GO): chloroplast; cytoplasm
Molecular function (GO): prephenate dehydratase activity; arogenate dehydratase activity
Source: RefSeq, a predicted model, not a curated record
ACCAAGCUUCGCUCUUCUCCUCUUCUUCUCCAUUUCUCAAUCUUUUCUUUUAUUUCCAUCCACCUCCCCUUCUCCACCAUGCAGGCUCUUUUACCACCUAAUAAGCCCUACAUUCGGGUCGCCCCGACCCGCCUCCCCGUCCAAUGUGCCUACCGCUCCGACUCCCUCAACUUCCACAACUCCGUCGGCUCUAGCCGAUCCGACUGGCAGAGCUCCUGCGCCAUUCUCGCCAGCAAGGUCGUCUCCUCCAAGCACCAGCACUCCGAAAAACCCGGAAGCUCCGACAACCACGUCGCCGCCGUCAACGGCCACAAGACCUCCGUUGACCUCGACCUCGUCCCCAUCGAGAAGCUCUCCCCCUCCUCCGAUGACAAGCCCGCGUCCCCUCCUCCCAAGGCCCUCACCAUCACCGACCUCUCCCCGGCCCCCAUGCACGGCGCUCAGCUCCGCGUCGCUUACCAGGGCGUCCCCGGCGCGUACUCCGAAGCCGCCGCCGGGAAAGCCUACCCGAACUGCGAGGCCAUUCCCUGCGACCAGUUCGAAGUGGCUUUCCAGGCCGUGGAGCUCUGGAUCGCCGACCGGGCUGUUUUGCCGAUUGAAAACUCCCUCGGCGGCUCAAUCCACCGGAAUUACGACCUCCUCCUCCGUCACCGCCUCCACAUCGUCGGCGAGGUCCAGCUACCCGUCCACCACUGCCUGUUGGCUCUCCCGGGGGUCCGGAAAGACUACUUGACCCGAGUCAUCUCCCACCCCCAGGCCCUGGCCCAGUGCGAGCUCACUUUAACCAAGCUCGGCCUCAACGUCGCUCGCGAGGCCGUCGACGACACCGCCGGCGCCGCCGAGUUCAUCGCCGCGAACAACCUCCGCGACACGGCGGCGAUAGCCAGCGCACGCGCCGCGGAUCUCUACGGGCUGAACAUACUGGCCGACGGGAUCCAGGACGACUCGAGCAACGUGACCCGGUUCGUGAUGCUGGCCCGGGAGCCCAUCAUUCCCCGGACGGACCGGCCCUUCAAGACGAGCAUCGUCUUCGCGCACGACAAAGGCACGUCGGUGCUGUUCAAGGUCCUAUCGGCGUUCGCGUUCCGGAACAUCAGCCUGACCAAGAUCGAGUCGCGGCCGCAUCGCAACCGUCCGAUCAGGCUCGUCAGCGAUUCCAACGAAGGGACGGCGAAGCACUUCGAGUACCUGUUUUACGUGGACUUCGAUGCGUCCAUGGCGGAGGUGAGGGCUCAGAACGCGUUGGCGGAGGUGCAGGAGUUCACGUCUUUCUUGAGGGUGCUUGGGAGCUACCCCAUGGAUAUGACCCCUUGGUGUCCUUCGCGGGGUGACUAGCUGUUAUUUCUUUCUUUAUUAGGCCCCUCUCCGCAAAUUAUUACCAUACUCAAAGACCAAUGGGAAAAUUAAUUUCGAUUUUCUCAUUCACUUUCUUUACUUUUUUUUAAUAUUUAUUUUUCCUUUUUUUAUUUUAAUGGACUCUCACAUCCAUAAAAUCCGAAAAUCCACCACUAAAGGAAAAGGAAUUUGUUGUUGGGUAAAUAUAUUUAUUUGGAGUACAUUUUUUAGUGGAAAGAAAUUGUGGGUGUUGCUUUACCUGUAAGAAAUGUAAAUAAUCAAGUCUGCAUAUUGAGAUCAUUUUGACC